AUGGUGGCGGGAGGCGCUGUUGGUGAGGUGGGAGCGACUCCGUCAGGUUCUCCUUCCUCAGUCGAGGGAGGAGGGCGGGAGAGGGAGCCUGGCUGUGAGGGGGGCCUUAGGGGCUCUCAGAAACGGGGAAGGAGCGCUGUGAGAUUAAGAGACUUCACAUUUGAUCUAAAAAUGUUCAACUCUGCAGACGUGGUCCUUUUGUUGGAUAAUUUAUUUUAUGAAAGACCCGAUACAAGACAAAGGUAUCUAGAAAAUGAAGAGCGUAAGAUUUGGUGUAUUGCACCUGCUCCAGCUAUUGCUGAAAUUCCAGCUGCGGAGGAGUUACAGAGGGAACUGGAAAAAAACACAGCCAACGCUCAUAUGGUUUUUGUAGGAGGGAGAAGGCACCGGAAUUUUAUACAACAAUGUAAGAGUAACACUGAGGAAGUAAAUGAUAAAUCACCAGCACCUGUUCAUUUUGGCAUAGCCUCUGAAAAAGAAGUGCUCCAAUUAAGUGUAGGAGAAAGAGAGAAAAUUAGCUUUCAGCAUGAAAGUCUGAAAAUGGUUCCAUGGUUUCUCUCUUCUGACCAAGAUAAAUCUAAAUCAGGAACAGGGGUUUCUCAGCAACCUGUAAUUUUACAGAAAGAAAACAGUGAUGAUGAGAGUGUCCAUUCAACAUUAAGAAAAAGCUUAUUUUGAAUGUCUGGUUAUAUGUAUAAAAAUACAGAACCUAAAGAUAGUUCUGUGGAUGUGAAAGAAAUUGAUACUUACUUAAAUACAAGUGAAAACAUGAAAGAAGUGAGAAAAGAAGGUUUAUGGAGAAAUAAUCAUCAUGCUCCAAUAACUAAAGACUCAGAUUUUACUCUGCAUAGGGUAAAUGAUGGGGACAUUGCAUCUAAAAAUGGAAUUAAAAUGAAAUCAUUUUCUAAUGCUUCAGAGAUUCUGGAUAUGACAGGAACUGCGGGAAGAAAACUGGAAAUUUUGAGGGCUGUUACAGAAAUACCAACCCAAUUUAGAAGUAUUUUUAAGGAGUUCCCAUAUUUUAACUAUGCACAGUCAAAAGCUUUGGAUGAUCUUCUUUAUACAGAUAGGAAUUUUGUGAUUUGUGCUCCGACUGGCUCUGGAAAAACUGUAAUGUUCGAGCUAGCUAUUACCAGAUUACUCAUGGAAGCCCCACUGCCUUGGUUAAAUAUUAAAGUUGUUUACAUGGCUCCAAUAAAAGCUCUAUGCAGUCAACGUUUUGAUGAUUGGAAAGAAAAAUUUGGACCUAUAGGACUCAGCUGCAAGGAACUGACAGGAGAUACAGUGAUGGAUGAUUUAUUUGAAAUACAUCAUGCUCACAUUAUUAUCACUACACCUGAAAAAUGGGAUAGCAUGACUAGAAGGUGGAGAGACAACUCUAUAGUCCAGCUUGUACGACUGUUUCUCAUUGAUGAGGUGCAUGUUAUAAAGGAUGAAAGCCGUGGUGCAACAUUAGAAGUUGUAGUCAGUCGGAUGAAGACUGUUCAGUCUUCUCUUUGGCGUCUUUUAGAGAAUCAUGACACUGUUCCUCCCUUGAGAUUUGUAGCUGUUUCUGCAACAAUCCCGAAUGCUGAAGAUAUUGCAGAAUGGCUUUCGGAUAGUAAGAUGCCUGCUGUAUGUCUGAAAAUAGAUGAGGAUCAACGACCAGUGAAGCUACGCAAAAUUGUUCUUGGUUUUCCUUGCAGUGACAAUCAGACAGAAUACAAAUUUGACUUAACUCUUAACUACAAGAUAGCUAGUAUUAUACAAACAUACUCGGAACAAAAACCAGCACUUGUGUUUUGUGCCACAAGAAAAGGAGUACAGCAGGCUGCUUCUGUUCUUGCAAAAGAUGCUAAAUUUCUACUGAGUAUAGAACAGAAACAAAGAUUACAGAGGUCUGCAAAUUCAUUGAAAGAUUCCAAACUGAGAGAUCUUUUAAUGUAUGGUGUGGCUUAUCAUCAUGCGGGUAUGGAGUUAUCUGACAGAAAAAUAAUUGAAGGAGCUUUUGCUGUAGGAGACUUGCCAGUGCUUUUUACUACUAGCACCUUAGCUAUGGGAGUCAAUCUACCUGCACACCUGGUGGUUAUAAAGUCCACAAUGCACUAUGUUGGAGGAGUGUUCCAAGAGUACAGUGAAACUGAUAUUCUGCAAAUGAUUGGGAGAGCAGGAAGGCCUCAAUUUGACACUACAGCUACAGCAGUUAUUAUGACUCGUUGGAGUACAAGGGAGAAGUAUAUACAGAUGUUAAAUAGUGCUGAUAUAAUAGAGAGCAGCUUGCACAGGCAUCUUGUUGAGCACUUAAAUGCAGAAAUAGUGCUGCAUACUGUCACAGAUGUCACUGUAGCUUUGGAAUGGAUACGAUCAACGUUCUUGUACAUUAGAGCCUUAAAAAAUCCAGCUCAUUAUGGUUUUUCAUCUGCAUUGCAUAAAAUUGGAAUUGAAGCAAAAUUACAAGAACUGUGUUUGAAGAACUUAAAUGAUUUAUCAUCUUUUGAUUUGAUCAGGAUGGAUGAAGCAAAUAAUUUCAAACCAACAGAGACUGGAAGAUUGAUGGCAUGGUAUUAUAUUGCAUUUGAUACAGUGAAACAAUUUUUCACAAUUAAGGGAACAGAGACUUUAAAUGAAUUGAAAAACAAUAGAAAAGUUACUUUGAAUAAAGACAAGGAAAAAUUAACUAUCAGGUUUCCAAUGGAGGGGAAGAUAAAAACAAGAGAAAUGAAAAUAAACUGUCUUAUUCAGGCUCAGCUAGGAUGCAUUCCUAUUCAAGACUUUACUUUGACACAAGAUACUGGCAGAAUAUUUAGAAGUGGCGUAAGAGUUACUAGAUGGUUGUCUGAUUUUCUGGCAUCAUGUAAGAACAACUUUUCUGCUUUAUUAAACUCUCUGAUUUUAGCAAAGUGUUUCAGGUGCAAACUUUGGGAAAAUUCACUUCAUGUGUCUAAACAAUUGGAAAAAAUUGGUGUAUCCCUGUCAAAUGCUAUGGUAAAUGCUGGGCUGACAUCAUUUAAAAAAAUAGAAGGCACAAAUGCAAGGGAGCUUGAAUUGAUUUUAAACAGACAUCCUCCUUUUGGAAACCAGAUAAAAGAAUCUGUUUUGCACCUUCCAAAAUAUGAACUUGCCAUUGAACAGCUUCCAAAAUACAGUGAUACAUUGGCUGAAAUCUUAGUAGCCAUCAAAUUAACAAACUAUGACCAGCUACAGACAAAGAGGACAGCGACAGACUUUCACUAUGUUACAUUGGUCAUAGGAGAUGCUGACAACCAAGUCAUUUUUAAUCAGAAAAUUAUGGAUUCUGUGCUGCUGAAAACUGGAAAUUGGACGAAGAAAAUUGAAGUGAAAAGAGCUCUUAAAUCAGAGGACAUUAGUAUAAAUUUAAUUAGUUCUGAUUAUGUUGGCCUUGAUAUACAGCAAGCAUAUACAGCCUUUUACUUAACACCGAAAACAGUGGGAAGUAAAGCGGUUACAAAUCAAAAACUGAAAGCUGAGUCUUCACUUGAUAUGUAUUACGGCUCACCACGAAGUCUGCCAGCAGCAAAAGUAGAUACAGGAGGCAGAUCUAAACAAGAGAUUACCUACAAGAAAUAUGGAAACAGAGAAUGCAACCAUCGCUGUAAAAAUAAAGAUGUGUGUGGACAUGACUGCUGUAAAACUGGAGUACCUCCAAAUUCUGAGAUGAACGGAGAUUCAAAGUUUUCUUUGUACCUAGCUGAUUUAAGGAGCAGGAACUCAAUUUCAUCUGUACCCCCAGUAAAACGGUUAAAGAUGCAGAUGUUAAAUCAAGCUCAGAAUGUGGAUCUCAAACAAUCUGUUUUUACACCUGAAUCUUUGUUGCCGGCAUUGCCAAGGCCUAGCAAUAAACAGUCGUCUUCAUCACCUUCAGUGGACCAGGUAGAUAAUAUUAAUAGCUUAGGAGGAUCUCAGAGACAACUACAAUCCUGGAAUUAUGGAAAGAGUAAUGCUUUGGAUGUGGACUUUGAACUGAGAGAUGAUGUUUGGGAUGAUAUUGAUGAUGAGAAAUUAGUACUUGCUAGCAACUUUGCUAGUAGAGAAUUGGAACAUGGAAAUAUCUGCCUUCAAAUUCCAGAUGAGUGUGAACCACUUUGCCACUAUACAAGAAGCAAAGCCACAAACGACAUUUCGAAAGAUUCAUGCACAUUACAAGAUGAGACCAACAUUCAGAACUCAUUUGCUUCUGUGGUUAAUAGCACAUCAAAAGUUAAUUUAUCUGUACCGAGUGGAAAUAUAAAUACAUUCAGUUUUCAAGAAAAAAAGCAUUCAAAUCCUUCACAAGAGCUGAAAAACAUACAGUGCUCUUCGAUCUCAAAAAUAAUCUCAGACUCUUCUAAAUUCACUAGGAAAGAGGAUUUUUUUAUUUUCACAAAAGAACAGGAAAAAGAAGUGGAUCCCAGAUAUCUUCUUGAUGAUGAAAUCAAUGAUGUCAAGCCCUUUCUUGGAAUAUUUGAUGGCAUUUUGUAA
Messenger RNA from Aptenodytes forsteri (emperor penguin), 4458 nucleotides. It is a transcript of the gene HFM1, whose product is annotated as HFM1, ATP dependent DNA helicase homolog. Lineage: Eukaryota; Metazoa; Chordata; Aves; Sphenisciformes; Spheniscidae. Gene Ontology annotation, molecular function: nucleic acid binding; ATP binding. The record is from RefSeq and is a predicted model, not a curated record. The transcript has 40 exons.